Molecule: messenger RNA, 1000 nt
Organism: Mobula hypostoma (lesser devil ray)
Lineage: Eukaryota; Metazoa; Chordata; Chondrichthyes; Myliobatiformes; Myliobatidae
Product: histone H2B 1/2-like
Exons: 1
Coding region: 152-526 (124 amino acids)
Cellular component (GO): nucleosome
Molecular function (GO): protein heterodimerization activity; structural constituent of chromatin; DNA binding
Source: RefSeq, a predicted model, not a curated record
GGAACAAAUCUGAUGGGCGAUUUGUUUUUCCAAUCAACCAUUGAAAGUUCACAGUUUCCCCGCCCUGUAUUAGCAUACCGCAGUGAGUACUGUCUAUUUCAUCCGCGUCCGGCGGGGUUUGCUCAUUUUAGCCUUGAAACCAACUGAAGAAAUGCCCGAGCAGCAGAAAUCCGCUCCCAAGAAGGGCGCCAAGAAAGCUUUGCCCAAACCAGCGGGCAAGUCUGGCAAGAAACGCAGGAGGGUGAGGAAGGAGAGUUACUCCAUCUAUAUCUACAAAGUGAUGAAGCAGGUUCACCCCGACACCGGCAUCUCCUCCAAGGCCAUGAGCAUCAUGAACUCGUUCGUGAGCGAUAUUUUCGAGCGCAUCGCGGGCGAGGCUUCCCGGCUGGCCCAUUAUAACAAGCGAUCGACCAUCAGCUCCCGGGAGAUCCAGACUGCCGUGCGCCUGCUGCUGCCUGGGGAGCUGGCCAAGCACGCCGUGUCGGAAGGGACAAAGGCGGUGACCAAGUACACCAGCUCCAAGUGAAGAGUGCCCAGAAAACACAGCGGAAACCCAACGGCUCUUUUAAGAGCCACUCACAGAUUCACUGAAAGAGUUAAUACGUAAUAUUUAACAUUAACCAGUGACCCAAAGCCAUUGAAUUGAAGUAAAUCUGGAAAUUCCUUUCCUUUCCUUUUUAUAUGAGGUAAUUCAAGUUCUAUCCGUGUUAAUCAGUUGACUGUUACUUAUAUUGUCGCCAAACAAUUGAUACUACAGCGUACAAUCUUCACAGCGAUAUUUGAUAACGCGCUUCGCGCUCCCUAGAUUACAAAUCGAUAGUAAAUAUUAAAAAAUUAAAUUAUAAAUCAUAAAUAGAAAAGGGAAAGUCAGGCUAUUUGGAGGAUACGGCCCAGAUACGGGUCGGUAUAACCCCGAAGUCUUUGUUACAUUCUUUCUACUGCACACACGGGAACAUCACCUCCUCCUCUGGGUCUCUCUCCCGGUUAUUAAAAACUUUGA